This is a messenger RNA of Myotis davidii, 1239 nucleotides long. RefSeq names its product ribosomal modification protein rimK-like family member A (gene RIMKLA). Bases 1 to 1155 code for a protein of 384 amino acids. Gene Ontology annotation, molecular function: metal ion binding; ligase activity, forming carbon-nitrogen bonds; ATP binding. The transcript is spliced from 5 exons. The record is from RefSeq and is a predicted model, not a curated record. NCBI's taxonomy places the organism in Eukaryota, Metazoa, Chordata, Mammalia, Chiroptera, Vespertilionidae. Gene Ontology annotation, biological process: protein modification process. Gene Ontology annotation, cellular component: cytoplasm.
AUGACUGAAGUCUUUUCUUCGCAUUUGGAAGUGUUACUGUCCGUCUGUGGUCUCACGUCGGGAUUGAAAAGCCAAGCAUUUCUGCUGCUUCUCGUUUCUCUAGGUCACUUUUCUGUUGCAAAGCCGUUUUGCUCAUCAGGUGGCCUACAGCUGAACCAGAAGGCACUCACCACUUUCCCGGAUGUGGUGCUUGUUCGGGUGUCCACACCCUCGCUGCAGUCGGACAGUGACAUCACCGUCCUGCGACACCUGGAGAAGUUGGGCUGCCGCCUAGUCAAUCGCUCGCAGAGUAUUUUAAACUGCAUCAACAAGUUCUGGACAUUCCAAGAGCUGGCUGGACAUGGGGUCCCCAUGCCAGACACCUUCUCCUAUGGUGGGCAUGAAGACUUUUCAAAAAUGAUUGAUGAAGCUGAGCCCCUGGGCUACCCGGUCGUGGUGAAGAGCACACGAGGACACCAGGGAAAGGCUGUUUUCCUUGCAAGAGACAAACAUCACCUCUCAGACAUCUGCCAUCUGAUCCGCCAUGACGUGCCCUACCUGUUCCAGAAGUAUGUGAAGGAGUCACACGGAAAAGAUAUCCGGGUGGUGGUGGUCGGGGGCCAGGUGAUAGGCUCUAUGCUUCGCUGCUCCACGGACGGACGGAUGCAGAGCAACUGCUCUCUCGGUGGUGUGGGUGUCAUGUGCCCGCUGACAGAGCAAGGCAAGCAGUUGGCUAUUCAGGUCUCCAAUAUCCUGGGCAUGGACUUCUGUGGCAUUGAUCUCCUCAUCAUGGACGAUGGCUCCUUUGUGGUGUGUGAGGCAAACGCCAACGUUGGUUUCCUCGCCUUCGACCAGGCAUGCAACUUAGACGUGGGUGCGAUCAUUGCAGACUAUGCUGUGUCCUUGCUGCCAAAUAUGCAGACUGGGAAGAUGGCCAUCCUCCCAGGCCUGUCCAGUCCCAGGGAGAAGAGCGAGCCAGAUGGCUGUGCUGCAGCUCGGGGCGUUGCAGAGAGCAUCUACACCAUCAACAACGGGUCUACCUCCAGUGAGAGUGAGCCUGAACUGGGAGAGGUCCGCGGUCCCUCAGCAAGCACGCCAGGGCCCCCGCCCCCCACGCUGCCCGAACCCAGCUACAACAUUAACAAUAGGAUUGCUUCUGAAUUAAAACUGAAGUGAAUUCCUGCUUUUGUUGGCAGCAUUUAAACCAAAUCCUACUGCUUCCCUAGUUGUUUUGAAUGAAUAAAAUCUGGACUAAUGUGA